Messenger RNA from Aspergillus melleus, 2229 nucleotides. RefSeq lists its product as uncharacterized. The transcript is spliced from 3 exons. Gene Ontology annotation, biological process: regulation of DNA-templated transcription; DNA-templated transcription. The coding region runs from base 1 to 2214 and encodes 737 amino acids. The record is from RefSeq and is a predicted model, not a curated record. NCBI's taxonomy places the organism in Eukaryota, Fungi, Ascomycota, Eurotiomycetes, Eurotiales, Aspergillaceae. Gene Ontology annotation, molecular function: DNA binding; zinc ion binding; DNA-binding transcription factor activity, RNA polymerase II-specific.
AUGGAUCGACCCCCGGCCGCUAAACGGCCUCGUCUGUCGAUGGCCUGUAAUAUCUGCCGGCAGCGAAAAGUGAAAUGCGACGCAGAGUAUCCUAAAUGUCGGAAUUGUCGACAACGGAACCAGAUUUGCGUGACGACUGACCCUCAACGACCAGGAGUGACAGGGGUGCGAGAAUGGCUGGAGUUACCGGAGAAGGGGGCAGUUUUUACUGGAAGGAGAGAGGAUGAUAGGGUGAUCGGGAGGGAGGAUCUGGUCCCUGAGAGUCAGCAGCAACAACCGUCACCGAACGAUGCUUUGACUGCCACCGAGGAGACGGACGGCGUCUCGCCUGUACAUCAGCCGUUUAUUACUUCCGUCAACGUGGAACAUGAGACGAAUCGCAUGAAGAUCAUGGGAGGCAGUAGCUCGCAGUGUCUUGCCAAGUCUCUGGAUGUGUUCUUCAAAGCAGCAAGCCUGAAACCGGUGUCGGGUUCCUUUCGACAUGGAAUGCGACACGCAGAAGAACUGGAACUGUCGUUGAAAUUAUCGCUGCCGACACUACCGAAUCGAGAGAUGCGUGACCGAUAUAUGGAUAUUUACGUGUCUCGAAUCCACCCACUUUAUCCAAUCUUCAACCCUAAAACUAUCCGAGCCGGUAUUGAACAGCUCGCCGAACUGUCGGACUACGCGGAGCUCCCUCGGGAUAAUAUUCCAGUCUUAGCAUCCGCCUACCUUGUGAUGAGUUUCGGGGCCGACGAAGCAGCACAAUGUAUCACAGAGGAAGGCGAAAAGUACUGCCGCGCUGCUGCCGGUGUGCUUUCUCAUGUCAUAGUCACGCCCUACUUUCCUGCUGUCCAAGCGUUACUGCUUUUCACUAUCGUUUACCGAGGGCGCAACCAAGAAGGUCUUGCCUGGCAGACCCUUGGGAUUGCAAUCCGCAUUGCGUAUACUCUGGGGAUCUACCGUCAUACACCAAAUCUGCAAUCUGAAGACCAGAGCCUGUAUAGGCAGGUUUGGACAGUCUGCUGUUGUCUCGACAAAAUGAUGGAGAUCGAGUCGGGACGUCCAGCAGUUGUCAUCCGGGAACAUGUCACCCCGGUUAAAUCCCUUUCUUCCGAGUCAUCGUUGCUUUACUGGCAUCUUGGGCUCGCAGAGUUUCAAAGCAACAUUAGCCAGCACAUUUAUAACUAUCGCGCCGGAUCCCGAAGCGUUCGCCAGAUCCUUGUGGACACGGCCCGACUCGACCAGUCGCUUCUCUCUUGGGCCAACCAAAUCCCCCCUGAACUGCGACCGGGUAACGAUCUCUUCUGCCCGGAUUCAGAUUUCCACAUGCUCGCCUUUUUGUCCAUUCAGUAUCAGGAGACUCUGAUUGCUCUACACCGCGCGGCAUUGAUUGCGCCAUCCGCGAGCUUCAAUGAGGAAAUUGCACGGCACUGUGCGGACGAGCCUUCACAGUUUCGGCUGCGCAAUGGGGAAUCAAUCUGUGUCAAUAGCGCCCGAGCUAUUGCAAAAGUUAGCAUCGAACUCUCAGAAAGGGACGCCGAUUCGAGGCUUAUCCCGGCGGGUCCUUCGCUGCUGGCCUGUAUCGUUCUGGCGAUCUACCUGAUGAAACACCCAGAAUCAAAACUCCAGGCCAUGGACUUACAGCUGUUGAAAGCCUGUUUGGAGUACUCCAGUACACGACUUGCUAGUUGCAACGGCAACGUUCAAUUUCUGGAAGGUUUAGCAGUAAUUUACGAUCAGACCGCAGCUCACCUUGAAGCCCGUGCACGAUCAGAAGAAAGAAACUCUCUUACCUCGCCGAGGAGAUUUCCAAGAGCACAGAUAUCUACCAAAACACACAAACGCGACAGCAGCAACAACGAACAUUCUCUUCUCACACCAUCGACCUACGAGGAUAAUCCACCCGCCCCAUGGAGAAAAGAUAUGGAUUCCCAUCCUGGUAUCUCCCAUCCAUCUGUGAACUCAACACUUCAUUCACGACAGCAUGAACCCUCCCGAACUACGUCUUAUAUGCCUCCUGCAGACCCCGAAACUGGGAGACGGUACCCUCGGGAGACUCAAGAGCAGGAUAGUGCACAAGAGGCCGGUUCAUUUAUGGACCAAUUUGCGGCGUUGGGCGACUGUCCCAACCCCGUCGAUGGAGGCAUCUUCCCGUUCGAGGGUUAUAAUGUGGAGGAUUUGUGGAAUUGGAUGUUGUAUUUUGAUAGUCCGACGGGAUUAGAUGGAGCUUGAGCGACCGAAGCGACC